Messenger RNA from Adineta steineri, 13488 nucleotides. The record is from the annotation of a GenBank genome assembly. NCBI's taxonomy places the organism in Eukaryota, Metazoa, Rotifera, Eurotatoria, Adinetida, Adinetidae.
AUGUUUGAAACAGAAUAUAACAAUGAAAUUCAUUCAUCGAAUGUAUCAUUGACAAAUACCAAUAUUUCAGUUUUUGAUUAUGUUCAAAAACUAAUUAAAUUACCAGAAUUAACAACUGACAUGUGGACAGAGGAAUGUAUAAAGAUUCUAGAAGAUUAUCUAUCAUCAAAUCAACAAAAACUUCUUAUUGUUUAUGUUGAUCAACAUAAUUCUUCUUUACAACUUCUUCAUACAAUUCCAUUAACUACUAUAUUCAAUAAUUUAAAUCAUAGUUUAUGUUAUUUCAUUCGCAGAAACGAUGCAAUAGAUGCAAUAACAUCAAUUGAUGAAUUUCUAAAACAUAUUCGAUUUGGAUAUAUAAAUGGAAAAUCUAUUUCAUGUAUAACAGCAUUUGUAUCUUCACUCUUUGAACCAUUAUUUAUGAAUAAUACUAUUGUACAGGAUAUGAUUAAAAAUGAUUUUGUUAGUGAAUUAAAUCAAUUUUUAGCCAUAUUUUAUGAAAGACAAUAUAAAGAUAAAUCAUCUAUGACAUAUCUAUUUAUUCCAAAAGAUGGAUUAGAUAAAACAAUUGAAGAACUUAUUAAAGAUAAAGCAUUUAUUACAAGAUCUGAAGCUGUUAUGCUCAAAUGGCAUCAUCAAUUGAAAAAUAUUUUACUUAUUCAAGAUCGUUUAAUGAGUAUAGAAAAUCAAUUAACUGGUAUUCAUGAAGAAAUUCAUUUUUGGCAAGAUUGUCUUACUGAUCUUCAUAAUAUUUGUAAACAAUUACAACGAACUGAACUACAAACUAUAAUUCAAGUAUUAAUCAUAUCGAAAUCUGCUUAUAUUCAACAAUUUUUACAAGUAGAAAAAGAAAUUCAAAGUUUUACUGAAUAUGUUGAAGACUGUUUGAAAUUUUUAAAACUUCUUGCUGAACCAUCUCUUCAAUUAAAUGAUGCGCCAUUGGCACAAUUAAAACCUCUAAUUGUUGACAUCUUCUAUAGAAUUUUAAUUGCUUGGCAUAACUCAAAAUUCUUUGCAAUUCCUGAAAGAGUUAAAUUAAUUAUUAGUAAAAUAAACAAUCAAAUCAUUAGUCGAUGUUCUCGUUCAAUCAACAUUGAAAAUCUUUUUCAAGGUUAUGUUCUAUCAACACAGAAUAUUCUUCAAGAAUGUUUUCAAAUCAUUGAUAUUUAUAUGGAUACAUGUUUAUAUAUUUUGAAUAUGCAUGAUAAACAUUCGAAUAAACCAUUAAUGAUAAAUAAUUUACAUAAAGAUGAUAUUUUUCAUUCAAUUCAAUUAUUUCAACAGCGAUUGAAUGAAAUCUAUGAAAUUUGUGAAUGUAUGAUAAUUUUCGGAUGGUAUCGAAAUGGUCAAAAAGAAAAUUUACCACUUUUUAGUGGUAUUCAGGGUACUGAAUAUCAGCGUACACUUGAAAAUAGUCAACAAGCAUUUGAUCGAACAUUAUAUUUAUUAAAACGACAUUCAAAAUAUAUGCUUGAUAUUUCUACAAAUGCUUCUUCAAUAUGGUCUCAAGAGUUAAAACGUUUCUUCGAAUCUAUUCAUGAAAUUGAAUUAAUUAUUGUUAAAUUAAUCAAUGAAGCAAUAACAAAAGCAAUUACUAUCGAACAAAUGAUUGAUAUACUCGAAAUAUUUGUUAAUUUUCAAUCACGAACUAUUAUCAAUCAUAUUCUUAUUGACAAAACUCGUGAUAUUUAUCGUUUAUUUCUUUCCGAAAUUGAAGAUAUUCAAACUCAAAUAGCUGCUCAUCAAACAUUAGAUGAUAUGAAAAAUACAACAAAUAUUUAUGAUCUAUUUCUUCCACAUUACUCUGCGAAAGCAAUGUGGAUUCGUAGUUUAAUCAAACGUAUUACUAAAAAUUAUAAUCUUCUUAUUCAAUCAUCAAAUUUACCUGAUUUAAUACAACAAAAUGAUAUUAAAUUUGCCUAUGAAAAAUUCUUAACAUUUGUUGAUAAUAUUGAAAAACGUAUCUAUCAAGAAUGGUGGUUAUUAUCAAGUGAAUUACAACCGAAAAAAUUAUUACAAAAACCAUUUUUAAAAGAAAAUAUUGAAAAUAAAUAUUUCAUUGAUGUUUAUUUUGAUCCACAAAUAAUUCUUGCAUUAAAUGAAAGUUUAUGGUGGAUGAGAUUAAAUUAUGAAAUACCUUAUUCAUUAACUGAUGUUUAUAAUACAAGAAAAUCAUUUCGACAAAUGAGAGAAGAAACCAAUGAAUUUAUUCGAAAAUUUAAUAAGAUAAUUGAUUCUCUUCAUGGUCAAGAAUUAUGUUUAUUUGAAGAACAUAUUCGAACAAUUAUUAAAAAAUUACAACCGGGUUUUCUUGGAAAAGUAAAUUAUAUAAAUGAAAAUAGUUUCCAUGAUUUCGCUUCUGAAGCAAAUCGUAUUAUUGAUCAGCUAAGUGAUAUAGUUACAUCUUUUAAAGAAAAUUAUGUUAAAUGUUCGAUGAAAUGUGUUAAUAUUAGUCAACAAUUAUUUAUUAAAACUGAUGCUGGUAUUAUUUUCAAUUUUUCAACAUUUAUUGAAUCACUCAAGUCAGUUAAUCGUGUAAGCCAAUAUCUUAUUCAUGAAAUGUAUGAAGAUAUUGCAGUUGGAAUUCAUAUACAACAAGUGAUAUUCAAAGACAAUUCAGAUAAAAUACUUCAAUGUUGGGAUCAUUGGUUAAGUUCAAUUGAUUGUAUGUUUGAAAAAGCUUUACUUGUUAAUGUAACAAAUUCUCUUGAACAAUUAUCCUAUAUAAUCAAUGGUGAUAUUCAAACAAUACCGACACCUUUUCUUAAUAUUGAACUUUGUUUGACUACGAAUGAAACAACAAGUGGAAGUUUGAAAUAUACAUUAACAUUUCGACCAUCACUUGAAGAACUAACGGAAAAUUUAAAUGCAAUAAGUCAAAUUAAUUUAACAGAAUCAAUUCAACAUUUUACACGUUUAUGUGAUCUCUUUUCUUAUUAUUCAUUUCAACGAGAACCUUAUUAUAUUGUUAUUAAUAAUAAUUCAAUGAAACAAAAAUUACAAAAUAAAAUAAGUUUAGGUAUUGAAAAUUGUCUAUUAGAAAUACAAAAAUAUAUUGAAAAUAAUUGGUUUCGUUUUCGUCAAUUAUGGGAAGUUGAUAAAGAAAGUUUUAUUACUGUUUAUGAAUCUGAAAAUACAGAUCUACAAGGUUUAGAAGCAGAUAUUGCUCGAUAUACAGAAGUUGCAAAUAAUAUAAAUAAUCAGGAGACAAUUGUUAAUAUACGAAUGAUACAAAUCGAUUGUACAUCAUUUAAAGUAUCAUUAGUACAAAUUUGUCAUGAAUGGCAACAAAGUUUAAUACGUAUUGUAUUAGUUCGAUUAGAAAAAGAUCUUCAAAUGAUAUCUACAUUAAUUGCAAAUAAUACAGAAAAAAUAAAUAUUCUUCCUAAAACUUAUGAUGAAAUUCCAAUUUAUCAACAAUUUAUCGAUGAACUUAAAGUAGAUAUUCCAAGAAUUGAAGCUAAAUUACCAUUAAUCGAUGAAGAAAUGACUUUAUUAAUUCGAUAUGAAAUUGAAAUUGAUUCGAAAUUAUUAGAACAAUAUCGUUCAUUAUCUCGUCAUUGGGAUAAUUAUAAAUUUCUACUUGAUGAAUCAAUAACUUCAUUUAAACGUAUUAAAGAAACUUUUAAAAGUCAAUUACAAAAAGAACAUGAAAAAAAUCAAAAUGAAAUAGUUGAUUUACAAAAAUAUUUCAAAAUUCUUGGUCCACAUCAAGCAGAUAUGUCUAUAACAAUUGCUUUGAAUGAUUGUAAUAAAAUAGAAGAACAAAUCGAAGAAAUAGAAAAUGAUGAAAAAAGAUUAAAAAUUGCCUAUCGAAUAUUUCAAAUAGAUAUGAAUGUUUCAAAAGAUUUACAAAAUACUAAAAAGGAUAUUGAAAUACUGAAAUCAAUUUGGUUAUUAGCUAAGGAAUAUGAAGAAAUAUUAACAAAAUGGAAAACAACUGAAUUUCGUCAGUUACAUAUUGAUGAAUUAAAUGAUUUUGCUCAAAAUCAAUAUAAAAAAUUAAUAAAAAUGUCAAAAGAAUAUAAAGAAAAAUCCUGGGGUAUUCUUGAUUCACUUCGUGAACGUAUUGAUACAUUUCGUCGUAUAAUACCUUUAAUUGAAUCUUUACAUAAUCCACAUGUGCGUUCUCGUCAUUGGGAACAAAUAAAACAUGAAACCGAAAAAAAAUUUCAGCAUGAAUCAAAUCAAUUCACACUUGAACAAAUUCUUAAUUUACAUUUUGAAGAUAAUAUUCAAGUAAUUACUGAUAUAUCAGAAAAUGCAACAAAAGAAUAUUCAAUAGAACAAAUGUUAGAUAAAAUUAAUCAAAUAUGGAAUCAUCUAAUAUUUGAAACGACAUUACACAAAGCAAAUGUUUAUAAAAUAAAAGCUCCUGAUGAAAUAAUUCAAAAUGUUGAAGAACAUACAGCUCAAAUUUCAACAAUUAAAGGUACUCGUCAUAUAAAACCAUUUCAAAAUGAAAUUAAUUAUUGGGAAAAAUCUAUAUCACAAAUAUCGGAAUUAUGUGAUGGUUUAUUUGAUGUACAAAAACAAUGGUUAUAUAUGGAAGGUAUAUUUACUUCUGACGAUGUACAACGACAAUUAUCACAUGAAACAACUGAAUUUCAAUAUAUUAAUAGAAUUUGGCAAGAUGAAAUUCUAGUUAAAAUUCGUGAACAUCCAAAUGUAUUAUAUGUUGCAACAAAAUUAAAUUUAUUUGAAAUAAUACAAAAUUUAUUGAGAAAUUUAGAAAAUAUUCAGAAAAAAAUGGAAGAUUAUUUAGAAACAAAACGUUCGAUAUUUCCACGUUUUUAUUUUAUAUCAAAUGAAGAAUUAGUUGAAAUACUUAGUCUUUCUCGUCAACCUGAUCUUAUUCAAAUACAUUUAAAAAAACUUUUUGAUAAUAUUAAAAAUUUACGUUUAGUAAUUAAAAAAACAAUUCUAGCUAAUGGAAUUAUUUCAAAUGAAAAUGAAGAAAUUAAUUUAAUAUCAACUUUAUUAUUAGAAGGUAACGUUGAAAUUUGGCUUAAAAAUCUAGAAAUUAAAAUGCAAAUUACAAUACGUGAAUAUUUAAAAAAUUGUUUAUCAGCAUUAAAAUUACAAUUAACAAAACGUAAUAAAUGGAUUAAAGAUUGGCCAAGUCAAUGUUGUAUAACAGCUAGUGAAAUUGAAUGGACAUCAGCAACAACAAAAGCUUUAUCAAAUUGUCAAGUUGAUGGAAAUUUAAAACCAUUAAAAAAAUUAUUUCGUACUCAUAUUAAAAUUCUUGAUCGUUAUUCAGCUAUGAGUCAUUUAUCACUUGAUAAAAUUCUUCGUCUUCGUAUUAUUGGUAUUAUUACUAAAGAAGUACAUGGUCGUGAUAUUAUCGAACGAUUAAUUAAAACUCAAACAAUGAAUAUUCAUUCAUUUGAAUGGCAAGUACAAUUGAGGUUUUAUUGGGAACGAUAUGAACAAACUGAAGAUUGUAUUAUUCGUCAAACAAUUACGAAAUUUACUUAUAACUACGAAUAUUUGGGCUGUACAAGUCGUCUAGUAAUUUCACCAUUAACAGAUCGUUGUUAUCUUACAUUAACAACUGCAUUACAUUUAUUUCGAGGUGGAAGUUCUAAAGGACCAGCUGGUACUGGUAAAACUGAAACAAUAAAAGAUCUAGGAAAGAAUUUUGCUAUUUAUGUUGUUGUUCAAAAUUGUUCUGAAGCACUUGAUUAUAAAUCUAUGGGAAAAAUGUUUUCGGGUUUUGCUCAAAGUGGUACAUGGGGAUGUUUCGAUGAAUUUAAUCGUAUUAAUAUUGAAGUCUUAUCGGUUGUUGCUCAACAAAUUCAUUCUAUACUAACAGCUUUAUCAUUAAAACAAAAGAAAUUUAUAUUUGAAGGAAAAGAAAUUCCACUUCUACCUCAAGUUGCUAUUUUUAUUACGAUGAAUCCAGGUUAUGCUGGUCGAACAGAAUUACCUGAUAAUCUUAAAUCAAUGUUUCGACCAGUAUCAAUGGUUGUACCAGAUUCAAUUUAUAUUGCAGAAAAUUUUCUUUUCAGUGAAGGAUUUCAAAAUACAAGAAAUUUAGCUCGUAAAGUUUAUACACUUUACCAAUUAUCGACACAACAACUAUCAAAACAAGAUCAUUAUGAUUUUGGUUUAAGAUCUUUAACAGCCGUUUUACGAUAUGCAGGUGAAAAAAAACGUACAAAUCCAAAAAUGACAGAUGAUGAGGUUCUUCUUCUAUCAAUGCUUGAUAUGAAUGCACCAAAAAUGACGGCACAAGAUUUACCUUUAUUUAAAAAUAUAGUUGAAGAUUUAUUUCCUGGUAUUAAUAUACCUAAAAUGAAUUAUUCGAAAUUAAUUGAAGCUAUUGAAUAUGAAAUGAAUAUAUGUAAUUUACAAAUAACACAAACAACUAUUGAAAAAGUUCUUGAAUUAUAUGAAACACAUAAUUCUCGUCAUUCAGUAAUGCUUGUUGGUAAAACUUUAUCAGGAAAAACUACCAUAUGGAAAUUAUUUAAAUAUGCAUUGACAACAUUGAAUAAGCAAGGUUUUAAUGAAUAUAAUAAAGUCAUGGAAUAUUCAAUUAAUCCAAAAGCGAUUAGUUUAGGUGAACUUUAUGGUCAAUUUAAUUUAGCAACCAAUGAAUGGAAUGAUGGAAUUCUUAGUUCAAUUAUGAGACAAGUUUGUCUUGAUGAAAAACCUGAUGAGAAAUUAAUUCUUUUUGAUGCACCUAUUGAUACAUCAUGGAUCGAAUCAAUGAAUUCAUUGAUGGAUGAUAAUAAAUUAUUAACAUUAGUUAAUGGAGAACGUAUAUCAUUAUCAAUACAAGUAACAUUAUUAUUUGAAACAGAAGAUUUAUCAAUGGCAUCACCAGCAACUGUUUCUCGAGCAGGAAUUGUUUAUUGUGAUUAUAAAAAAUUAGGAUGGAAACCUUAUUUAGAAUCAUGGUUAAAACAAAAAAUAUUUCAGGAUCUUCAAACAGAGCUUUCGAAUUGUAUUAUCAAAUAUUUGGAACCUAUUAUGAAAUAUAAAUACAUUCAUUGUAAAGAAUUAGUACCAAUUCAUGAACUUAAUGGCAUUAUAUCAUUAACAAAAUUAUUUGAUACAUUUUGGUAUUUUAAUGAAAUGCAAAUUCAAUUGAAUGAAGGUGAAACAAUAUCAGGACGUUUGAUUGAAAUGUGGUUUGUAUUUUGUUUAAUUUGGUCAAUUGGUGCUAGUGUUGAUGAUGAAGGAAGAAAAAAAAUUGAUAUUAUUUUUCGUGAAACUGAAGGAACAUUUCCAAAUAAGGAUACAGUAUUUGAAUUUUAUGUUGAUACAACUAAUCGAACAUGGUUACAUUGGGAAGAACAACUUAAAGAAGAAUGGAUAUAUAAUUCUGAAAUUCCUUUUUAUAAUAUGAUUGUACCAACUGUUGAUACAAUUCGAUAUGAAUAUUUAAUUCAUCAUUUAUUACUUAAUAAACAUCAAGUUUUACUUGUUGGUGCUGUUGGUACAGGUAAAACAAUAAUUGCUGAAAAUGUUCUGAAAAAACUUGAUACCGAUAUAUUUAAUACACUGAUUAUUCAUAUGUCUGCUCAAACUACAUCAAAAAUGUUACAAGAUAUAUUUGAAGCAAAUUUAGAAAAACGAGCAAAAAAUUUAUUUGUACCAUUGAAUGGGAGAAAGAUGAUUGCAUUUAUUGAUGAUAUGAAUAUGCCAAUUAAAGAUAUUUAUGGUUCUCAACCACCUCUAGAAUUAAUUCGAACAUGGAUUGAUUAUGAAUUUUGGUAUGAUCGAAAAACGCAAGUCACGAAAUUUGUGAAAGAUAUGUAUCUUCUUACAGCAAUGGGUCCACCAGGUGGUGGUCGUCAACAGAUAUCAUCUCGAUUACAAAGUCGUUUUAAUUUAAUUAAUAUGACAUUUCCAUUCGAACAUGAAAUCUGUCGAAUAUUUGGUACUAUGCUUAGUCAAAAGUUACAAUAUUUUGACGAUGAUAUUAAAUAUCUUGACCAAAUCAUUACAAAAGCAACUGUUGAUCUUUAUCAAACCAUUGAGAAAAAAUUUUUACCUACACCAACUAAAAUUCAUUAUACAUUUAAUAUGCGUGAUAUAUCACGAAUGUUCGAAGGUCUUUUAUUAUGUCAUAAAACAGUAAUAACAAAUAAAGUUGAAUUUCUUCGUUUAUGGAUUCAUGAAGCACAUCGAGUGUAUUCUGAUCGAUUUCUAACUACUAAUGAUCAUGAUUUAUUUAUAAAAAUUUUAAGUGAAAAAUUAGCAUUAUACUUUGAUCAAGUUUAUCAUAAUGUAUGUUAUAAUCGAGAAACUCCAAUUUAUUCUGAUAUUAUUCGAACCGAUGGUAUUUAUGAGGAAAUUCGUGAUUAUGAAAAAUUAAAAAUCUUUCUUGAACAAACUCUUCAACGUUAUAAUAAAACACCAUUGAUGUUAUCUAUGGAUUUAGUUAUGUUUCAUGAUGCUAUACUUAAUAUAUGUCGAAUCGUACGAAUCUUACGACGACCACGUGGCCAUCUGCUUCUAUUAGGUAUUGGAGGUAGUGGUCGUCAAUCUUUAGUACGUUUAGCAGCAUUUAUUUGUGAUAUUGUUCUAUUUCAAAUCGAAAUUGGUCGACGUUAUGGUCAUACAGAAUUUAAGGAAGACUUACGUCGUUUAAUGAAAUUAUGUAGUAUAUCAAAUCGUGAAGUUGUUUUUUUAUUUAUCGAUACACAAAUUAUCGAUACAUUCUUUCUUGAAGAUAUCAAUGCAUUAUUGCAUACUGGUGAAGUACCCAAUUUAUUUCGUCAGGAAGAUAUUCAAGAAAUUCGCAAUCAACUUUCUCCUACAUUGAAUCGACAAGGUAUACUCGAUACAAAUGUAAAUACUAUGCAAUUUUUCUACAAUCGAGUUAAAUCGAAUUUACAUAUGGCUAUUUGCAUGAGUCCAUUUGGUGAAACAUUUAGAAAUUAUAUUCGAAUGUAUCCAGCUUUAGUUAAUUGUACAACGAUUAUUUAUUUUUCUGAAUGGCCACAUGAAGCUUUAAUUGAUGUUGCUUAUCAUUUUUUAAUAAAGUAUAAUUUUGAAUUAGAAGAUAAUGAAACAAUUCAUCGUACAUUAGCUAAUCUUUGUGCUUUUAUUCAUCUUUCAUCAAAAACAUUAGCAAAUAAAAUGAAAGAUGAACUUCGAAGAGAAAUUUAUAUUACACCAACAAAUUAUCUUCAAUUUGUUCGUAGUUAUACUCGUUUUUUCGAGAAAGAAAAACUCAAAAUUCAACAGGAAUAUAAUCGUCUUCAAAUGGGUAUUAUUAAAGUAGCUGAAACUCGUGAAAAAGUAGCAGAAAUAUCAAUAGAAUUAGAAAAGAAAAAAAUCCUACUUGUGCAAUUACAACGAGAAUGUGAAGAAUUUCUAGAAAAAAUUGUUGAACAAAAGAAUAGUGCUAGUGAACGAGAACGACAAGUACAAGCAUUUAGUAUACGUAUUAAUGAAGAAGAAAUUCGUUGUCAAACAAUUGCAACAGCUGCACAUGAAGAAUUAACGGAAGCUGAACCAUUAUUAAUUAAAGCAAAUUUAGCAUUAGAACAAUUAACUAAACGAGAUAUUGGUGAAGUUAAAGCAUAUAUACACCCGCCAAGUCAAAUAGAAAAAGUGAUGAAAGCAUUGAUGAUAUUAAAAGGCAAAGAAGAUACAUGGGAUGAAGCAAAAAAAGAUUUGGCUAAUGUAGAUUUUAUUAAAACACUUAUUAAAUUUCCAAAAGAUGAUAUUACUGAUCGAACACUUCGUCGUAUGCAACCAUUUAUAAAUGAUAGUGAAUUAAUUCCUGAGAAAUUAAAAGGUGUAUCAAGUGCUGCUAGUGCAUUAUGUACAUGGAUUCGUGCUGUUGAAUCUUAUGCACGUGUUUAUCGUAUUGUUCAACCAAAAAAAGAACGUUAUCAAAAAGCAUUAUAUGAAUUAAAUGAUAAACAAAAUUUAUUAGAACAAUCAAAAAAUGAAUUAAUAAAUAUUCAAAAAAAAAUUGAAACAUUACGUUUAGAUUAUGAAUUGAAAAUCAAAGAAAAAAAUACAUUACAAUCUAAUGCUGAUGAAACAGCAAUGUUUUUAGAUCGUGCAACAAAAUUAUUAGAUGGUAUUGCUGAAAAACGAAUUCUAUGGGAAAUAACAUCAAAGAAUUUAAAUGAAAAUCUUAAGAAUCUUCUGGGAAAUAGUCUUCUUGCUUGUGCAUUUUUAUCAUAUAUGGGACCAUUUUUAUCUGAUUAUCGAGAUGAAAUUGUACAUAAAAUUUGGGAAAAAGAAUUAUUUCGUAAUAAAAUUCAUUUUGAAACUGAUUUUAAUUUUGCAAAUCUCAUGACAACAUCAACAAUUAUUCGUGAAUGGAAUAUUCAAGGAUUACCACGUGAUAGUUUCUCCACAGAAAAUGCAAUUUUAGCAACACAAUCUUUAUCAUAUCCAUUAUUUAUUGAUCCUCAAAAUCAAGCGAUAAAAUGGUUAAAACAAAUGGAAAAAUCGAAUGGUUUAAAAAUAAUUGAUCUUCAAAUGCCGGAUUAUAUGAAAGUCAUUGAAGAAUGUAUUCAAAAAGGUCGACCAUGUUUAUGUCAAAAUAUUUCCGAAGAUAUUCCACAAAUUUUGAAUCCAAUUUUAAUAAAAUCAAUAAAAAAAAUUCAUCAACAUGAUAAUACAGAAUCUCAUUUAAUUCUUCAAUUAGUUGAUCGUGAAAUAUCUUAUAAUACAUCAUUUCGUUUUUAUUUAUCUACACGUCUUCCUAAUCCACAAUAUAAACCAGAAAUAUAUUCGAAAGUAAAUCUAAUUAAUUUUUCACUUAAAGAACAAGGUUUAGAAGAACAAUUACUUGGUAUUGUUGUACGAAAAGAAAAACCUGAUUUAGAAAAUUCAAAAGAUAAUUGUAUUGUAACUAUAUCAAAUAAACACAAAGAAAAAGAAUAUUUAGAAGAAGAAUUUCUUCGUCUUUUAUCUGAAACUGAAGGAAGUUUAUUAGAAAAUCUUAAAGUAUUUCAAGCAUUAGAUUUAUCUAAACAAUCACAAAAAGAUAUUGAUGAAACAUUAAAAAUUAAUGAAGAUUUAGAAAUUAAAAUCGAUAAUAUACGAGAAAAUUAUCGAUUAGUUGCACAACGUGCAGCAAUAUUAUUUUUUGUUUUACAAGAUUUAACAUUGAUUGAUUCAAUGUAUCAAUAUUCACUUGAAACAUAUAUUCAAUUAUUUAUUUUAUCAAUUGAAAAAAGUUCAAAAUCAUUAAAAUUAAAUGAACGUAUUGAAAAAUUAAAUGAUUAUCAUACAUAUGCUGUUUAUAAAUAUGGUUGUCGAAGUCUUUUUGAACGUCAUAAACUUCUUUUUUCAUUUCAUAUAUGUACAAAAAUAAUGGAUGCUGAUAAACGAAUCAAUCAUGAUGAAUAUCAAUUUUUUCUACGAGCACAUACAUUAACAAUUGAUCAUGAAACUCAAUUUUCUAAUCCAUUUCCAACAUGGUUAGAUAAUAAUCGAUGGGAUCAAAUGAGUGAACUUAUUCGUAUGCCUGAUUAUCGAUUUUUACGUGAUUUAUUUGAUCAAUUUCCUAAAGAUUGGAAAGAAUGGUAUAUAUCAGAAGAAGCUGAAAAUGCUUCAUUACCAGGUACAAUUGAUUCAUUAAUUACUGAAUUUGGUCGAAUGCUUAUUAUACGUUGUUUACGUCCUGAUCGUAUAACACAUUGUGUAUUAAAUUUUGUUAUACAUAAUAUUGGAUCAAAAUUUGUUGAACCACCUAUUCUUCAAUUAAAUACAAUUUUCGAAGAUUCAAAUAAAUAUUUCCCAAUAAUUUUUAUUCUAUCACCAGGUGUUGAUCCAGCACCACAAUUACAACAAUUCGCUGAAGAUAAAAUGAUGGCACAAUCGAAAUAUUAUACACUUUCAUUAGGUCAAGGACAAACACAAACAGCAAGAAAAUUAAUUGAAAUAGGCAUUAAAAAAGGUCAUUGGAUAUUUCUCGCAAAUUGUCAUUUAUCAAUUAGUUGGUUACCUGAAUUAGAAAAGAUUAUUGAACAAUUGCAAACAACUGCUGUUCAUAAUGAUUUUCGUUUAUGGUUAAGUUCUUCAUCAUCAUUAGAUUUUCCUAUAUCUAUAUUACAAAUAAGUUUAAAAAUUACAAAUGAAUCACAAAAAGGUAUUAAAGCAAAUAUGAAACGAUUAUAUGAAUUCAUAACACCAGAACAAUUUCAACGUGUAAAACAAAAUGAAAAAUAUCGUAAACUUUUAUUUGCAUUAACAUUUUUUCAUUCAAUUAUUAUUGAACGUAAAAAAUUCUUACAACUUGGAUGGAAUAUUCCCUAUACAUUCAAUGAUUCAGAUUUUCAAAUAUCAGAAAAUCUAUUAGCAAUUUACUUAGAUAUGUAUGAUAAAACUCCAUUUGAUGCACUUAAAUAUCUUAUUGCAAUUAUCAUUUAUGGUGGUCAUUGUACAGACGAAUGGGAUAUGAGAUUAUUGAAUACUUAUAUCAAUUCAUAUAUUCGUGAUGAAACUCUUGAUAUUAUGUAUUAUAAAUUAUCAUCAUUACCUUAUUAUUAUAUGCCUCGUGAUGGUACAUUGAAAGUUUAUAAAGAUUUUAUUAAUUCAUUGCCUACAAUUGAUCAUUCUGAAGCAUUCGGACAACAUCCAAAUGCUGAUGUUGCAUCACAAAUUCAAGAAUCUAAAAUUUUAUUCGAUACAUUGUUAACUAUCUUACCACAAAAAUCAUCAGCUACUACAGAAAAACAAAUUGAAAAUGAGGUUGUCAACGCAAUAAAUGAAAUGCUCAAAUUAAUGCCACAUCAAAUCGAUAUAGAAACUGUUAAAAAAUAUAUGUUAAUUGAUACAUCAUCAUUAUCUGUUGUUCUUCUUCAAGAAGUCGAACGAUAUAAUUCACUUCUAUCAAAUAUUACUAUUGCUUUAAAUGAUUUACUGAAAAGUAUUAAAGGUUUAGUUAUGAUGUCGACUGAACUUGAUGAAUUAUUUAAAUGUAUUUAUGAAGGACGACUUCCAUAUGCUUGGCAACGAAUUUAUACUUCAUUGAAAUCUCUUCCUAAUUGGUUUCAAGAUUUGCGUCAACGUAUAAAAUUUUUUAAUUCAUGGGUCGAAAGUCAACGACUACCUACUGUAUUUUGGAUAUCAGCAUUUUCUUAUCCAACUUCAUUUCUUACUGCCGUACUUCAAAGAACAGCUCGUAAAGAUCAAAUUGCUAUUGAUCAACUUUCAUGGGAAUUUGAAGUUAACAAAACAGAAGAUAAAUAUUUAUCUGAUAUAGAUGAUGGUGUUUAUAUAGCAGGUCUAUAUUUAGAAGGAGCUAAUUGGGAUCGAAAACAAGGAACAUUAUGUGAAGCACAAUCUAUGGAACUUGUAACAUUAAUGCCAACUAUUCAUUUUAAACCUGUUGAAUAUAAGAAAAAAUUAAAUAGAGGUCUUUAUGUUGCUCCAUGUUAUUAUUCAUCUGUACGAGCGGGAUCAUUUAUUAUUGCAGUAGAAUUGAAAACAGGUUCCAUGCCGCCAGAACAUUGGAUUAAACGAGCUACUGCUUUAAUAAUGAAUCUUGACAAUUGA